Hansenula ciferrii is the source of this 2184-nucleotide messenger RNA. RefSeq names its product putative phosphotransferase. The record is from RefSeq and is a predicted model, not a curated record. Gene Ontology annotation, molecular function: phosphotransferase activity, alcohol group as acceptor; kinase activity. Gene Ontology annotation, biological process: carbohydrate metabolic process. The coding region runs from base 1 to 2184 and encodes 727 amino acids. The transcript has a single exon. Lineage: Eukaryota; Fungi; Ascomycota; Saccharomycetes; Phaffomycetales; Wickerhamomycetaceae.
AUGGUUGUUAGCAGUCGUUCAAAAUCAACUUUAACUUUAAACCAACAAGCUCUAUUGGAAAAUCCAAACUCAAUUGAUACUUCCGUCUUCUACGUUGGUGUUGAUGUGGGUACUGGUAGUGCAAGAGCCGCAGUUGUUGAUAACACAGGUUCAAUUUUAGCAUUAUCUGAAAGACCAAUUGCAAGAGAAGAAUUAAAACCAAGUUAUAUCACUCAAUCAACUACUGAAAUUUGGGAUGCAAUUUGUUAUUGUGUCAAAUCUUCUGUUCGUGAUGCUGGUAUUGAUCCAGCUGAUGUUUAUGGUAUUGGGUUUGAUGCAACUUGCUCUUUAGUCGCCGUUGAAGCAUCAAGUGAAAAACCAUUUGCUGUUGGUCCUGAUUUCACUAAUGCAGAUCAAGAUGUUAUCUUAUGGAUGGAUCAUAGAGCUGUUGAAGAAACUGAUGAAAUUAACGCCACUGGUCAUAAAUUAUUGAAAUAUGUUGGUGGUACAAUGUCAAUUGAAAUGGAAAUGCCAAAAUUAAAAUGGUUAAAGAAUAACGUACCAAGUGAAAAAUUCAAACAAGCUAAAUUUUAUGAUUUAGCUGAUUUCUUAACUCAUAGAGCAACUGGUUCAGAAGCAAGAUCUUAUAAUUCAACUGCUUGUAAACAAGGUUUAUUACCAUUAGGAGUUGAAGGUUCUAAAAAUGGUUGGGCUAAAGAUUUCUUGGAACAAAUCAAUUUACCUGAAGUUAUUGAAGACGAUUUUAGAAGAUUAGGUGGUGCACCAGGUUUAGGUGGUCAAUGGUUAAGUGCAGGUGAAACUGUUGGUCCAUUGAAUGAGAAAGCUGCCGAAGAAUUAGGUUUAACUACAAACGCAUUUGUUGGUUCAGGUGUUAUUGAUGCAUAUGCUGGUUGGGUUGGUACUGUUGCUGCUCAAACUGAUAUUGAUAUUCCAGCAUUAGUUGAAAGAGAAAAAUCGAAAGAAGGUAUUGAUAAAUCAGCUGGUAGAUUAGCUGCUGUUGCAGGUACUUCAACUUGUCAUAUUGCAUUAUCAAAAGAUCCUAUUUUUGUUGAAGGUGUUUGGGGUCCUUAUCGUGAUGUUAUUGCACCAGGUUUUUGGUUAGCUGAAGGUGGUCAAUCAUGUACAGGUGCUUUAUUAGCUCAUGUAUUAAAUACUCACCCAGCUUAUUCAGAAUUAGCAAGAUUAGCAGAUCAAUCAAAUGUUUCUAAAUUUGAUUUCUUAAAUUCAAGAUUAGAAUAUUUAAAACGUACUAGAGGUGCAAGAUCUGUUGUUGCAUUAGCAAAACAUUUAUUCUUUUAUGGUGAUUACCAUGGUAAUAGAUCUCCAAUUGCUGAUCCAAGAAUGAAAGCUGCUAUUGUUGGUCAAUCUAUGGAUACUUCAGUUGAUGACUUAGCAAUUACUUAUUUAGGUGCAUGUGAAUUCAUUGCACAACAAACUAGACAAAUUGUUGAAAAGAUGAGAAAAUCUGGUCAUGAUUUAACAUCCAUUUUCAUGUCUGGUGGUCAAUGUAGAAAUGGUCUAUUAAUGAGAUUGUUAGCUGAUUGUACAGGCUUACCAAUCAUCAUUCCAAGAUAUAUUGAUGCUGCUGUUGUUUUCGGUGCUGCUUUAUUAGGUGCUGUUGCAGCUAAAGAUGCAAUUGCAUUAAAAAAUAAAGGUAGAAGAAGAUCAUCAUUAAAAUUAAACUUGCAAAACAAACCAUUGGAUUUCUUAUCAGCUCAAAAAGAUGUUGGUUCACCAUAUACAGCACCUUCAGCUACUGCUUCAACAACUGAUAUUUCAGCUAUAGCAGCUGCAGGUGGAUUCCCAUUCCCAAUGACUGCUGCUAAUCAAAAGACAGUAAAUGAAGAACAAGAAGAUGAUAUUUCAGAUUCUGAAGGUGAAGAACAAACAAUUUCAUUUGGUACUAAAGGAGGUAUUCAAAAAGAUGUUAGUGAUAAAGUUAAAGAUUUACAAAUUAAACAAUCAAAUGAAAAUAAAGCUCCAGGUGAAGAUUUAUGGAAUAUUAUGGUUAAAUUAUCUGGUGGUGGUAAAGUUGUUGUUCCAUCUCCAGAAGAUAAUUCAGAUAGACAAUUAUUAAAUGCUAAAUAUAAAAUCUUUUUAGAUCAAGCUGAAACUCAACAAAAAUACCGUGAAUUGGUUGAUGAUAUUGAAGUCACAAUUGCAAAACAUACAGCAAAAGCUUAA